Messenger RNA from Caenorhabditis angaria, 1214 nucleotides. The record is from the annotation of a GenBank genome assembly. NCBI's taxonomy places the organism in Eukaryota, Metazoa, Nematoda, Chromadorea, Rhabditida, Rhabditidae.
AUGGAUCUGGAAUGCCUAAGUGAACCUCCAAUCUAUUUCCCACUCGUUCUUCAUAUUAUAGCUCUAAUAUCAUUUCCCAUCAAUUGUUUCGGGUGUUAUUUGGUCGUUGCUAAAUCUCCCAAAAAUUCAAAAUAUAAAUAUUGCCAACUUUAUCUUCAAAUAGUCACAUUCAUUGUUGAGAAUUAUAUGUCAUGGAUUGGAGCUGGAUAUUAUUAUUUUCCAUUAGUUGGUGGAUACAAUACUUCUUUCAUCGCAAAUUCAUUUAUAACAACUCAUACAAGCGUCGUCUUUUAUUUUUUCACAUUCUGCUUUGAGCUUCCUGCAUUGCUUAGUUGUUUUCAGUAUCGAGCUGAUGCAGCUGCAGAUCUAAAUCCCGUAAGUUACAAUUUAUCACGUUCGACAAUGUUCAAUGUUCCUUAUAGAAAAAAAGAAUUCCACGUUGUUUCACUUAUUUCUUGUGUAUUCUCUGUCACAGUUUCCCAUUUGUCGUUGCAACUUCCUUAGCAUUUGCUGACACAUCAAAAGAAGAUAAAUAUCGGACAGUCGCUUUAUAUUUUCCAAAAUGUAUUCAUAUUUUAUCUCAUCCUGGAUUCGUUAUUUAUGAUUAUCGAACAAACCCGUGGCUCGUGAUGGCGGGUCUUUCAACAAUGAUAUGGGUGUUUUCUUUUGCAGGGUAUCUUAACUGAAUUUGAUUUCCAAAAUAUUGACUUCCAAAAUCUUCAGAUACUUCAUAUUCUUAGUCAUUUAUACAAUCGGAAUCCUUCAGAAAAUGCGUAAACACAUGUCUGCAGCAACUUUCAAACUUCACAAAACCGCAUUGAUCGCACUGACACUUCAAGUAGUCAUACCUUUCAGUUUUAUUCUAAUACCACUUACUAUUAUUUUCAUUGUUGUUCUCAAACAAUUAUCCUCGUGGCAAGGUUUGAUUCAUAAAACAUUUCAGCUGCUAUUUUGAAACUUACUUAGUUUAUCAAAUUUCAGAAAUCGCAACUGAUACAAUGUUUCUGAUAAGUUGUCAUUCGAUGGUUUCAACAAUUGUCAUGAUUUGUUGUAACGGAAGAUAUUUGGAUGUUGUUCGAUCUUUUUUCACUGAUAGAUUGAGGUUAACUUCAUCCAAAAAAUAAUAAAAAAUUAUGGUUUUCAGAAUUAAACAUCUGCAACUUCCCAAAACCACAAUUGCUGAAAGGACAAUUACAGUUAUUGCUCACAAUUGA